Messenger RNA from Anopheles funestus (African malaria mosquito), 3626 nucleotides. Its product is annotated as ethanolaminephosphotransferase 1. Lineage: Eukaryota; Metazoa; Arthropoda; Insecta; Diptera; Culicidae. Gene Ontology annotation, molecular function: ethanolaminephosphotransferase activity. The record is from RefSeq and is a predicted model, not a curated record. The coding region runs from base 634 to 1794 and encodes 386 amino acids. The transcript has 6 exons. Gene Ontology annotation, biological process: phosphatidylethanolamine biosynthetic process. Gene Ontology annotation, cellular component: Golgi apparatus; endoplasmic reticulum membrane.
AAUUAAUUUAACUGUUUUUUCAUGAAAAUUAGAAUAAAUUGUAUUCUUGGUAUACACGCACACUACUACACAUCGUCGGUUUGGCAGCUGUCAGAACAGUCCUAGCCGCCCCCAAACAACGCAAAGCAGUGUGGAAAGUGCAAUAGAAAUCCAUCUCGGUGGAUCGAGGAAAAAUCGAACAAUUUGCAUGCUGUGUGGUUUUUCGCCUACGCACAUCGUGGCGUGUUCCCGUUCCCGUCCAGCGGUCCUAAUCCAUCCGAAGCGCAACGGGUUGCGAUGAGCUUGCCGGGACGAAAGCUACGUUGAACCGUAAGCGUGUGCAGCGUGUGUAUCGAUCACCGCGGCGCGUUCAGCCGGUAAAACUGUAGACGGGCUGACCAGCAGCGAUUAUUUUGCACCUCGCGGCCACACAUUCCACACAGAAUCGCUGUGAUCGAAGAGUGAUUUCGAAGUCAUAAUCGAUUGUUCAACGUUAGCAGCAUUAAGGGCAUCCGUGCGAGUAAAAUCGAGUUUUCGCUAGUCAAUGCAGUGAAGCAGCAGGGCAAUUGGCGAACAAGCAAGUGGUGGAUUGUGAAGCACGACUUCCUAAUUAACAUCCCGCGAACUUAACGUGCUGCGUGCUACUAGCUUACCAUGAGUGAAGCCUAUUUGACCAAGGAGCAUCUGGCUGGAUUUGAUAAUUAUAAGUACAAUGCUAAGGACACAUCGCCACUCAGUAUUUAUGUUAUGCAUCCGUUUUGGAAUUGGCUCGUAGAGUAUUUCCCAAAAUGGAUUGCACCGAACCUGAUGACUUUUGCCGGCUUUCUGUUCACCGUGGCCAAUUUUGUGAUGCUAUCUUGGUACGACUGGGGAUUCUGGGCGAGUACGGAGCUGGAAAACACAACACCGGUACCGAACUGGUUCUGGGCACUGGCGGCUGUAAAUAUAUUUCUCGCCUACACGCUGGACGGCAUCGAUGGUAAGCAGGCACGAAGAAUUAAGCUUUCCGGGCCGCUUGGCGAGCUAUUCGAUCAUGGGCUCGAUUCGUACUCGGCGUUUUUCAUUCCGGCUUGUCUGUACAGCAUAUUCGGUCGUGGCCCAACGUCGGUACCACCGAUACGCAUGUACUACAUCAUGUGGACGAUAUUCUUCAGCUUUUAUCUAUCACACUGGGAAAAGUACAAUACGGGUGUGCUGUAUUUACCGUGGGGAUACGAUCUCGGCAUGUGGGGUUCCGUAUUGAUGUACCUAGCCACGUGGAUGUUUGGCUAUCAGCUGUGGAAAGUGACGCUGCCGUGGGAUCUAUCGGCUGGUCAAUUGAUGGAACUUUGCCUUCACAUUAGCGCCAUGUCCAACCUACCGAUGGUGGUUUUCAAUAUGUACCGAUCGUAUAAAGAUCGUACAGGCAAAAUGCGCACUAUGAAGGAAGCGAUGCGUCCACUAUUUACGUACGGUAGUUUUAUGUUCGUUUGUUUGCUUUGGGUGUUUGUGUCGCCGAGCGAUAUUAUGAACCGAGAUCCGCGGGCCGUCUACAUCAUGACGGGAACAGUUUUUAGUAACAUUAGCUGCCGGUUAAUUGUAUCGCAAAUGUCCAACACUACAGCGGAAACGUUCAACUGGAUGACAGGCGUUUUAUGCGGGGCCGUUGUAAUGAGCCUUACUAUGCCAUUGCUCGAACGACCGUUACUGUAUUUGCUCGUAAUCGGAUCUUCCCUAGCUCAUUGGCACUAUGGUUCCGGUGUUGUCCAACAAAUGUGCAAACACUUCAAUCGACGCUGCUUUAUGGUGACAAAACCGGACGAAUCCAAAGAAUAGGAGGCACUGCUCUAUGCUGUCUAGCUUCCAGUGUCCGACAGUACUACGCAAAUUAUGGACAUACCUGAAAGCUGUUGAGGCAACUGGUUUCGAACCUUAACCGAAACACUAUGGCUUUGGUUACUUCAUUUAGUGGUUGUUUCCUCCUUGCUUACAUGGUGAGGCAAUCUGUCUUAUAUAUUAACAGAGAGCAUCACAAUGGGUUUGAACCAAAUACGCUUUUAAAUAAUAUUUCAUGCUUGAUGUGAAAGUAGCUAGAACGCCAUCACAAGUAAAAUGCUUUAACAAUCGAACGAUGCACAAUGUAAUAUGUGCAGUGGUUCGUUUAGCUUAUUUUUAUGGAAUUGUAACGCCUAGGAAGGCAAUCCAUCGGAACUAAUAUUUUAUUUUGAUCCUACAAAGAAGCUAGCGAGAGUGAGUCCUUUGAAUCAAUCAGUACUUUGACCAAACGACUCGCGUAGCGCCAAACGGUCAAUCAUAUCGAAUUAUGAAUAGGGAAGAAGUGGUAUGAAAAAAAGCAUCUUAAAAUACCAUGAUAUAUCAUGAUGGUAUUUAUCUCCCAUCUACAUACCUCACAAUUUACUAGUUACAUAUAAACUGUAAAGGACGCUAAACACAUACCACACACUGUGCUUCUGGUACUUCAACAUUUGUCUCGACAUCACAUACAUCAGCAACCUGACCCCGGAACUGGUGACUUCAUAAACAUUAGCAUAAUAUACAUCCAAAGAAGUAAUUUAACGUCUAACCUACGCUUCGCUCUUCCUUGUGCAAGCUCCGUUUCGUCCUUAGUAUUUGACAGUACUAACUACAUUUUAUAUUAUCCUAAUCGGUAGCUACAAUACGUUUCUCUGUAUAUAGUGCUCGUUGUAAGUAACAAUUAUAUUAACAAAUUAAAGUCAAGACGACUUGUGUGUGUUCCACGGCCUUCCCGCGCAGGUAUUUCCUGUCGUGGAAGCUACCUAUUUCGCCAUAUCGCGACGAAUCAAAGAAUUAAGCGCUAUGCCGUGGUUUACCGUGGUGGUCGCGUUACGGUCAGAUAUGCACCGCUACUGCAGAAUGAUUAACGUAAUUUUGUGCCGUAACAUAUUUGUAUAGUGUAUUUUGCAUCACAGACGCGAUUUUUGCAUUUUAUAAUCGUGACAAUUCAUUCAGGAAAACAGUAAGAAUACAUGGAUAAAAAUGUAGCCAGGCAAGAUUGAAUAGGAAUUGUUUCGAUGGUGGUUUGUUACAACCAAACACAAGAAACAGAUUGCAGCGGUGCCUGCAAGCAGCAACUCCUUAGCGACAGAGUAACUAACGAUCUCGUUGUACACAUGUUAACAGUUUCCGGAAGGAAAAAUAACGACAAUAACGAGUAGACAGAAAUAGUUUCUAUCGUGUGGUGUGUUAGAUUGAAACGUUUCCUGCCCCACAGUCUCUUGUUAUGUUGAUAUUAAAUAUUAAAUUAUCGAUUUGGUGUCUGUUAGAAAGCCAUAAAGAUUGUUCAGUUCUCCAGUAUGCUCCCACGUGCGUUGAUAAUAAACAAGGAUUCGUGAAUUGACAUUAAAAUAUAGCGCUGUAUGUAACGAGCACGAUUUUUCAAUGUCUGUGAAUGAUAAGUUAUUACCAUUAUACACCUUAUUUUUACUGCACCAUGAUCCCUCUAUUUCUCUCUAUCACAGUGCCAUAUAAUAUCAUUUAUUUAUAAUUCAAUGAGUUCAUCACAAAACAAUAUCCUUUUCAAAUGCCUAUUUUAAUUGGAAUACUACGACACGUGUGCACAAUUAUGUGUGAAAUCCUAAAUAUUAAUUAUUAACUACUUUAGUUCUGAAUAAAUUAGUUUUUUGUUA